CGUCGGAAAGUGAGACUUCGGCUAAUGUUACACAGUUUGUCUGAAGUUAGUCCGGCUCUGCUCUCCUGCAAAGACGGACGCUUCACUCCACUCCGCGGCGCAGCUGGAAGACGGUUUUCCCGGCAGUUUCUGGGUCUGAUGCUCGGCCGCAGCUGCCUCAGCCGCCAUCAUGUUCACCAAAAAGAAGAAGUCUCGUAUCCAGAUCUCCGCUCCGUCUAACUUUGAGCAUCGUGUACAUACAGACUUUGACGAGCAGGAGCAGAAGUUUGUCGGGUUGCCGCGGCAAUGGCAGUCGCUCAUCGAAGACACCGCCAAAAGGCCCAAACCCUUCAUCGAUGUGACUGUCAUCACUACUGUAGAGCCACGCAAGACUAUUGUGCGUGGCAGCAAGCUCGGAGUGGACGGCUCUCUGACGUGGCUGCUGGAUGAGUUUGACACCAUGUCUGUGACUCGCUCCAACUCCCUGCGACGAGGCAGCCCUCCCCCCCAGCCCCGCAAGGACUCUACGUCUUCAGGAGGAGGAGGGCAGGAGAAUGGAGAUCCUCACCACAGACACUACUCUCACCCAGACAGACAAGACCGAGACAGACCCAGACCAGACCACCACAGUGAAGGAGAUCCCCGCCAGGGUCAGCGUGCGGUCCGUCCUCCUCAGUCAGAUGACGGAGUCCAGGGUCGGCCCCAGCAGCAGCCCCGGGGCCAAGAGCCAAGUCGGGCCCACAAGGACAGGCCAGGCUCCGGCCCUCCUCCUCCUCCCCCUCACAGAGACAGAGCGCAUCGGGACCGGGGCCGGGACCGGGACCAGGAGAAGGUGGUUCACAGGGAUCAACCCAGUGACCACAGGCCAAAGUCCAGCUACGUGCCACGGGAUGGCAGCCCUCAGUCUCCGAGGGACAAGAGGCCUCUCUCUGGGCCCAACAUCUGCACCCCAAACCUGCCAGUAACGGACGGGGUGAUGAAGACUGCCCAGCAGACAACACGGCCAUUUAACACCUACCCAAGGACAGACAGUGAGGGUGGACGCAGUCCCACAGGACAGCCGGGUCGACACCAUGAAUCCUCCCCUCAAAACGGCCCCUCCGGCGGCUCUGCCCGAGGGUCCUCUGGCUCCAAGCCCCCUGUAAGCCACCCUCACCCUCAUCACACUUCCCACCCCAGCCUGUCCCCUGAGGCCACCCAGCACCCACACACCCCUCACCCCAACGUUCCAGCCCCGCGGCCCCCUGUGCCCUCUGGGCCCCCGGCAUCAAGUGCUCCGACUCAGGGCCGCUCUCCGCAGAGGGAGCCCCAGAGGGUUUCCCAUGAGCAGUUCAGAGCGGCGCUACAGAUGGUGGUAGAUCCUGGCGAUCCGCGUACCUACCUGGACCACUACAUUAAGAUAGGAGAAGGGUCCACGGGCAUCGUGUGUAUCGCCACAGUGAAGACCACCGGGAAACUGGUCGCUGUGAAGAAGAUGGACCUGAGGAAACAACAGCGCAGAGAACUCCUCUUCAACGAGGUGGUAAUCAUGCGGGACUAUCACCAUGAGAACGUGGUGGAGAUGUACAACAGCUACCUGGUGGGAGACGAGCUCUGGGUCGUCAUGGAGUUCCUGGAGGGAGGAGCUCUCACUGACAUUGUGACACACACCAGGAUGAACGAGGAGCAGAUUGCUACAGUGUGUUUGUCUGUCCUGAAGGCCUUGUCUGUCCUCCACACACAGGGUGUGAUCCACAGAGACAUCAAGAGUGACUCCAUCCUCCUCACUCAUGAUGGCCGGGUGAAGCUGUCAGACUUUGGCUUCUGUGCUCAGGUGUCUAAGGAAGUGCAGAGAAGGAAGUCUCUGGUUGGAACACCGUACUGGAUGGCACCAGAGCUCAUAUCCAGACUGCCUUAUGGACCAGAGGUGGAUAUCUGGUCUCUGGGUAUCAUGGUCAUAGAGAUGGUUGAUGGGGAGCCGCCGUACUUCAACGAGCCGCCACUCAAAGCCAUGAAGAUGAUUCGAGACAACCUGCCUCCCAAACUGAAGAACCUGCACAAGGUCUCCCCUCUGCUCAAGGGCUUCCUGGACAGGAUGUUGGUGCGAGACCCGGCUCAAAGGGCCACCGCCAGCGAGCUCCUCAAGCACCCCUUCCUGACGAAGGCAGGUCCACCGUCCUGCAUCGUCCCUCUGAUGAGGCAGAACAGGAUGAGAUGAGACAUGUGACACUAAGACCUCCAGACACUGGAGGGCGGGCGGGCAGCAUGUGCAGGUUCAGAUGGAACAGAAUACUCCUGCACACAGAGGAAGGGCCCACAGAGGUCAGAGGUCACAGACGAGAGGGUUGCACUGCAGGCAAAACUCUCGGGAAAGUGCUGUGAGCUGCAAAGUGUAAACUGGGUGUGCAGGAGUAUUCUAUUUUUCUUAUGUGAAUCACUGAACUGUGGGGAGUGUACUCCCUCAAUAAGAGGCAAUAAGGCUGUGUUUGUGUUUGUGUGUGUGUGUGUGCGUGUGCGUGUGCGUAUGUGUGUAAGCAUAUGUUGCCAACACUGUUGACGACGGUGUUUAAUGGCGCGUACGUGUGUGAGCUCUCUCUUGGGGAGAGAGAAGAGCAGAGACGCCACAACUUGCCUGUUGAGUGAUAUAUUUUUUUUUUGCCGAUUUCUUGUAAACAUUUUUGUUUUAACUGAUGGGGUCCUGACCUGGAAAGAUUAAGGACUGAGGCUGUUUUUAUUUUUCCAUUUGGACCUUACCUGGAUUUCAAGUGUGAAGGUGGGUUUUGCACACUAAUCGGAUGCUUUGAAGGAGCCGUGAGCCCACUGGCUGAUUUUAGAGACAGAGCGAGCGACAUUUUAAUCUCACUAUCUGGAAGCCAAACUUUUUCACUACAAGGACUUCUCUCAUGGACGGAUCCCAGACCCGGACACUAAUCCUCGCCACGCCCAGAACUUACUACUGAGAGAGGAAAUCUCUUUUUGGGACUCUUAUUUUGUAGCCAAAUAAAUACUAGCUUCCUGUUGUAAACAAGCAGACAUACACUACGUCGAAAGGUAAACACUGGAGUUGUGGUUUUUUUUAACAGAUGAAUUUUUCUCUUAUUUCCUUUUUUAUUUUCCUGUGUAAGUACAAUGAACAUAGAGAGAUAUAUAUCAGUUUUGAUGUUUUACUAUCUCUAUUUUGUGAUUGUUUUAUUAUUAUUAUGAUUUCCUGGUUUAUUUUAGAGAGAGAUGUGAUCAUUUUUUGAAGCACUGUCGAGGAGAGAUAGAAGCUGCACUCCCGUUUGAUUCCAGCACGAAGAUAAAUAGACACUAGACAUUUUAUUUUGGUUUCUUUUUUUAGACCCGACCAAGUAGAAGUUUUGGACUUUUAACGUCAGUGGUCAAGAUGUCACUCGGAGCAGGAAAGGUUUUACAGAAGCGUUAAAAGCAGAGAGAAAUGAAGAAUACACCCCCUUAAAAUGUAAUGAGUAUGAUAGAUCCUACCCCUGUUGUAGCUUUUACUCUUUUUCUCUUUAGAAGAGUUGGCUUUCCCCCCACCCUCUUUUUUUAAUUUUUUUUUUUUACCUUCGUUAACUAUGUCCGCUGAUUAAUGGUCGAAAAUGAACAUGAGCUACUUUUUAGGCAACCAAGUUAUUUUUAGUCGGUGGUAAAUGUCCGCUUCCUUACGUCAUCAACACAGUGGCUGCUGCUGAUGUGCAGGAGUGUUCGUAUCAUGUUGAAUCGAUUAAUGUUUGAUUGCCUAGUUAAUGCAUCUGCCACGGCGCUCCUGCGUCCACCUCAUCGUGUGGGACGUGUGACAUUAGCAAACAGUAGUCUUUGUCAUCUGGUGAGAACCUUAUUUAUAAAUCCUAGUCAGAAUCACACGCAGAAAGGAGUGUGACAGAUCAGCAAGAGGAGCUGCUUUGUUUGGAUUAAUAUCUCCAAUGAAUAGCGUCUGUCAUGCUCCUAAUGUGUGUGCGCGUGUGUGAGAACUGUUUUUAGUGUUGACAUUUAAGUCUGAAUGCAUGUGUGUUCUGUGAAAGUGGCCCAUUAGACAGAAAGAUAACAGAAGUACUUAGAAAGCAGGAAACACUUUAGUGAAGAACAGCUGCUGUUAAUGUACACACGCAUUCAUGAGCUAAAAAAAAAAACAUGAGACCUGUGUCAACUUGUUCUGGAUGUCACUGAGGGACAAUAAAGGCCUCAGUUAAUUUUCUAAUAGAAAAAGCUCCCAAAUGAUCAUCAACAGUGUAAAAACUUAAACAUGAAAACGUGUAUUUUUUUUUUUAGAUUCUGUUGAUUGACAGACAUCUGACUGGAAACCGCUUCCAUGAUAAAAGUUAAUUACAAAGUACAAAGUAUAUGAGGCUUUUUCACGUCAACACAGAUCAGUCAUUUAAAAAUAAGGAUAAAAUAAACUCCUCUGAUUGUCCCCUCCGCCAGACAUCACCCAGCAGGCUGAAUGAAACCGUGGAGAAUUAAUUACAGUUCAGUUUGGCCCAGGUCUUGUUAUUAUCCACCCACUUCUGCCCUGAUGUUCCUCAAGCUGGAAUCGGAGGCGUCUUUAUCAGCAGACAGCGGUGGUUUCACACUGUUUCUUUUGGCGAUGAGCAGUCAUUUAUGCAGAAGAUGAAAUUAAAGAUAAGGCCGUUACUAAUUCAUGCCUCUCAAGGUAACACGACACAGAGAUGCACAUAAACACGGCCUGCAGACACAUUCCCCUCUCUAUGCCAAGGCUGCUGUUUCCAUUCCUUCUAUGUCUUCCAGUUCAGCUGCUGCAGAAAGCCUCCUCAUCAGACGAGAGCUCAUUCAACAAGCCUUUUUCACAACAAGUUUUAAAUAGAGCUCAGAAUACUUCCCACUAAUGUCAUGCUCUGAGAAUGAACGCAGAGAAACAUUUUCUCACACUUUGAGGAGUUUGCUGUUCUCUUAUGUAUUUUUCUACAUACAUAUACAGUAUAUUAAUCUAAAUACACUGCUACUAAUACUAUACUGCCGCUGUAGGUGCACUGUACUCCAGCUCUCCUGAUACAGUGAAGAAUCAACGACUGAGGCCUUUUUUUAUGAAAAGUAGCAGCACAGAGGAGGAAGUAGGUUUUAUUCCAAGCUGUUUGUUUUUUCUAACAAUGUUGAUAAUACCUGCAAAGCACAGCGAGUUACGGUUUAAAGAGAAUGAUGUGAGCAGUGACUGAAGCUCACUGUUAUUCUGUGUAUUAAUGCUGCGUAGCUGCUUUUCUUGGAAGAUCACUAACUACCGCAUAAAGCAGCAUUAUCCACCAGGGUGUUUGUCACUGCGGUUACUGAGGUGAUGCUGGCUCCAUUAGGGCUGCACCGUAAACAGGGAAAAUACUUCCUUCCAGGCAUCAGUGUCUGUAACGUCAGGCUGUAGUCAUGUUUUCAAGUAGCUGAACUCUGUUGUCUCUGGACUCAGUGGACUCAUAUAACACAAUUAAGAUUUCCCGCAUGCUGUUUUAGUAUCGGUGUGAGCAGAGAAAAUGUAGUUUCCUUUUUCCUAGGAACAUGUAUCAUCGUCUUUACGUGCCCGGGCUGGAGGAGCUUCAGAACUAUUUUGUUUUGACUUCAGGUUUGAACGUAGGUUAAUCGUAAUCUUUGUCCCGGAUACAAAACAUUCACACGGAUGAAAUUUCUGGGAUGACUCACAGGUUAUGAAAUGUGUUGUCAUGUUUCAUGUUUAUACCUUAUAAUCAGAGACACGAUGGCUGAGCUGAAAGAAACGAUAGACUAAAUGACAAUCAGCUGUAGUUCGAGUGGAUGAAACACUUUCUGUUUUGAGUGUGUUUUCUUCAGAAUCUCAUUUGAAUAUCCCACUUCUUUUAAAUCUAUUUUGGUUCAUCACUUACUUACUAUGCUUUAAAUAAAACAGCUGUUGACUACAAAUAGACUUUAUAAUGAAAGGGGAGGACCUGCCUCCUGCUAAAUGCUGGUAAAUGUAAUGUGAUUUGUUUCUUGCUGUUACUGUUUGAGAGGCCCUUUGGUGGCUGGCUAAUGGGAUUUAUACAUUUGACAGUAUUGGGACCAGUGAUAGGAAAAGAUAAUAAUCUGAGAUUCUGCGAAUCAGUAAUAUUAUUAUGAGAAAAAAGUCAAAGAGAAAAAGUCCCAACAGAGUAAAAGUAGGCUGCUUUGAGGGCAAAGUGUUGUUAUGAUUAAAUUAAUUGGAUUACGUACAUGUUCCAUUUCCUGAAAGUCUAAACUACAGACUACAGUCUUUACUUGUGUUUGGACUUUGCCUGCUGUGUCUGUUUAUUGACUCAUACAUCAUUUCCCCGAACUUGUUUCAUCUGAAUAUCCUAAAACCUGCGAUAAAUGAUUUAUUUUCCUAAUAGUGGCCCUGAAUACUCUGUUGUCCCUCAUCCUACCUGUAAACAAACACUCUCUCUAUGUUAUUACAGACUAUUGUUGUUCAUGUUGAGCCUCAUCCCAACUUUUAUCAGUUUUCCUUUUGAUUUACAAUGUGAAAAUCCAAAAUCUGUUCACUCUACCGGUGGACUGAUGUUGAUUAUGAGGUAGACUGUAACUACAUUGUUAUCAAAUCUACUGCUGUGUGUGUGUGUGUGUGUGUGUGUGGGACUUCUGCGAGGGUAUGUUUGUAUGCAUAUUCAUGAGUUCAUGCCUUAACAUUUACAAUCACUACUCGACGGAUAAUAAGUCUGACUUGACACUACAACUGUUGGAGAGGAUGAAAGGAGACUUCAGUGACUCUCGUCUCUUCUCACCUUAAAAAGUCUUUAAGUAACUUUGAUGUCGUUUUUGUGCCAAGUACUGUUUGCAUCUUUUGGCUGAUGCGUUAAAAAGUGACAGCUCUCAUUAACAUUCCUGACAGUUUCCAAAUUGCUGAGACCACUUUCAGAUUGAGGGUUUUUUCAGGGUGACUUUUUAUCUAAAAAAACGUGGUUACUGAGUGCCUCAAAGUCGGCGCUCUUCUCACCUCAGUUGAGUUUUGCAAAGGGAUUUUUCCAGAAGCAAGGACAGCUGGGAUUCGUUUCUGUUCAGUACCUCCCUGCUUCACACCGCAGAGCUUCCAAAAGAUUUCUGUUGAUUUCUGUAUUAGUCGCCAAUGAGCAGCUCCUGUGCUGCUGUUCAGGGUUUAGUGCCUUGCUUAGGGGCAUCUUGACAGACAUGUUUUGAGGAUUGUCCUGUUAACUGAGUAGUCUUGUUUCUUGGAAAAAAAAAA
Messenger RNA from Morone saxatilis (striped sea-bass), 7129 nucleotides. RefSeq names its product p21 protein (Cdc42/Rac)-activated kinase 4 (gene pak4). The transcript is spliced from 11 exons. The coding region runs from base 170 to 2176 and encodes 668 amino acids. Gene Ontology annotation, biological process: intracellular signal transduction; protein phosphorylation; regulation of MAPK cascade. NCBI's taxonomy places the organism in Eukaryota, Metazoa, Chordata, Actinopteri, Moronidae. Gene Ontology annotation, cellular component: cytoplasm. The record is from RefSeq and is a predicted model, not a curated record. Gene Ontology annotation, molecular function: protein serine/threonine kinase activity; ATP binding.